AUGACGUUUCUUGCGAGUACCAUAGGUACAUCCUCGGGUAAUGGCACAAGCGAAUAUGGCACAGAUGUUGGAACUGCGGCUGCAAGUACAAUUGCUACGACCAGCGUGUCGUUGAGUGAUGCAACGGAUGUAGGGAAACGGGGUCAACGUAAUUUUUACGAUGGUCAAUCUACGAGUAGGCGCAUGAAGAACACGGUGUUCGAUGACAUGCGGAGAAAAUUAAAAUCCACGGACAAAGUAAAGAAGCCGCAGCACAAAUCGAAGUCAUCGCAGGAUAUAACUGCAGGCGAUAAUUGUAGAAGAGGUUUGAAGAAAUGGACACGUUGUAAAAUGGGAAGAAAAGCAUGGUUGGCGCUUAUACUAGUACUCUCAGUUCUGUAUGCAUUCUUUAUGUCCUCCUUAGGACAAAGCGUGUUGAGUGGGAUAUUUCGUAUGAUACUUGGUCAGGCCGCGUUUGCGACGUUCAUGGGCACGUAUGGAGCUUUCAUACUGAUUGUAAUUGUCUAUUUCUGCGUGCUAAUAUGUUUUUGCUGCUCCAAGACUGCAAAAUGUGUACUGGAUAAAAUUUGGAAGAAGAAGGAGAAGGAGGAAGCUCCCACAGAAACGGAAAAAAACGAAGGAGAAGUAAAUAAGAAACCGGCAGCACCUACACCGGCAGCAGAAUCCCAGAAACCGCAUGUACAUGAGAAAAAGGAAGAAUCUGGGGAAUCAGACGUACCGAGCAAACCGGAUGUAUCUAACAAACGGGAAACAUCCGGGGUAAUGGAAGCACCUAAGAAACCGGAAAUAGCUUAG
This is a messenger RNA of Plasmodium fragile, 795 nucleotides long. RefSeq lists its product as uncharacterized. Lineage: Eukaryota; Apicomplexa; Aconoidasida; Haemosporida; Plasmodiidae. The record is from RefSeq and is a predicted model, not a curated record. The coding region runs from base 1 to 795 and encodes 264 amino acids. The transcript is spliced from 2 exons.